Molecule: messenger RNA, 2520 nt
Organism: Porites lobata
Lineage: Eukaryota; Metazoa; Cnidaria; Anthozoa; Scleractinia; Poritidae
Source: the annotation of a GenBank genome assembly
AACAGUACAAAGAGAGUAGCAAACGAAACCUCAGUGGAGUGCGGUCUCCAUGUCAGAGUCACUGACUGGCUUCAUUUCUUUUAUCACGUUAUCAACUAUACAACGAUUCCAAUGUUAUUCUUCUGGCCGGCCAUUAUUCUUGUCUUGCCUGAUUUCCUUUUCACUUUUGAGGACAAAGAAGACGCAGAAAAGGCUCCCGAAAAGACAGGCAAAGAAGAUACUUCGCAAACCCCAAAAUCUAAAAACUCUCGAACGAAUGCUAAGCAUCACAGAGAGGGGCUAGAAGAAUCAUUUGUUUUAUUAUCUAUGAGUGAGACGGAAGGAUCCUAUGGAACUAUUGUCCAAGAACCCUGCAUCGAAGGAAAUGUUUCAUGUUUUAAGAAGUGUUUAAAGAAAAUAAUUUGUUGCGAAAAGACUGAAGCCCCCCCUCCCCAACCACCACCUGAUUUGGGUCAGAAAACCCAUGAUUCUAAACGAGAGAGCGAUAACGUGACAAGUACCCCCUCAACAUCUGAUCAAAAUGAUGACCACACAAGUCAGAAAACUAAUGCUUCUAAACGAGAGAGCGAAAAAGUGACUCUCGGUGAAACAAAUACCCCUUCAACAUCUGAUCAAAGUGAUGCUGUCAGAAGUCUGAUUCCGGUGGAUGAUGUAAGCCCAAUAACGAUUAGGCGUCUGAUGCGCUAUUGUACAGGAAAGUCUUCAGUUUUCUGUUCUGACUACUCAAAGCUGCUUUUUCUUUAUUACAUAUUGCUUUUUAUAAUUUAUUACUAUAAAUUAUUUUUUAGUAUGCUAUAUAAAGAUCAUGACUUAAGGAGGGCGAUUAAUUUACCAGGUGCUCGUUUUGAAGGUCAAUUAUCCGAAUGGUUCAGUAUGACCACGGUGUACUUUGAUUUAAAUCCUAAAAUAAUCAUUCCAUUUGGACUGGUCUUGAUUGUUUUACCCCUCAUCCUGAUAUUUUACAUCAAACCUUGCGAUCUUCAAGAUUUGUGUUCAGAAUGUGGAAAGAACCCUUUCUAUCUUCGAACAGACAUACAUGAACAUCUACGGUCUGCACCCCGUCAGAUGGUUUCUGCGGCAAAGCCUUUUUUUUACCGGCGGCUGUGUUAUUGCAUUGUUCAAGAAAACAGGUAGUUCUAGAUGCUCAGCAUUGUGUUCAGUGCCUUCUGUCCGCUACUUUCGAAUUCUCGCAGGUAAACUCCAAAACGCUUAUCCUGCAAAAAAUGUAGGAAUUGCAAGUGCCUUAAAUUUUGUUUAGUAUUCGCGUGGAAAUGGAUUUUGUUUUUCACAUGUGGGCUGUUUUGUUCUAUUAUAUUAAGUGUGUGGUUUAUAGUAUUUUGGUGUGUAGGUUUGGCACUUUUGAUCUCAAGUAAUCUGCUUUGUUUCGCGCUGACGCAGGGGACAAUUCUAUUCUGGUAUUCACCAUUCUGGCGCCUUUUUUUGCUUGCAUGGCAUGUUAUUCGACAACUUAACACAGCUGAUCCCUCGGAGAGACUGCUGGAGAAAAGACCUUGUUUAAGCUGUACUUACAAAUGUUCCAUAGAAUGGUGUAAACGGUGUCUCAAAAAAUGCAAACAGUAUCUAGGGUAUGAAACUAAUAAACGUCCAGCAGCUGGUGAAAAUGGAAAUACACAUGCCGAACAAGGAAAUGAUUCAACAGAUCAUUCUAAUGCUGGGAAUAAAAAUGCACGAGCCGAACAAGAAAUUGAUUCAACAGAUCAUUCUAAUGCUGGAAAUGAAAAUACACAUGCCGAACAAGGAAUUGAUUCAACAGAUCAUUCUAAUGCUGGGAUUGUUUGUGCAGAUAUUUGGUCAUUUGUUUUAGCUCUCAUUUGGGCUUCAUUUGUGACUAUUGUAGCAUGUUUAAGCUGUCGAUUUGUUUCCAGAAUGACAGGGUUUGUAAUUGUCGGGCUGUUUUGGAAUUCAAAAGAGACCAUACCUUACAUAACUUUUUUAUAUGUGCUCAUGAACCACACAUCCUGUUGUUAUAGCAGUAUUCAGUCAAGGUACAAGGAAAUAAAAGUCAUGAUAUCAAAGCAACUGAGAAGCAAAGGCAGUGGCGAAAAAAUCGGUGAAGACGGUAAACGUCAAGGUGAAGGUCAAAGUGAAAGUGAAGGUGAAGGUCAAGAAAAAGGUCAAGUUCAAGAUAAAGAAACCAUAUUUUAUGGCGAUAACAUUCCUCUCGAUCUGUUCUGGUUUGUCUGCAAUGAUGGUAAGGUACUACCUCUGGUUGAUGAACUGUGCCUAAUGUUUGUAAGUGUUCUGGCAUUUGCGUUUGUUGUGUUUUUAGCAGUAGCUGCUAUUAUGUUUUUAGGCGAGGAAAACAGUGCUUUCCCCGAUGUAGUCACAGCACUACUCCAAGCAGGUGCUAUAUUGAUAAGUGGGAAAUUGCCAGAGUGGGUAUUUAAAAAAUUGAUCAAAGAAGAACGUUUUAUCGACGAUGAAAAGAUUGAGAAACAAAAAAUGGUGAAACAGGCUGUUAAGAAUUGGCACGAGAAGAAUCCAGCUGGUGAGGUGUAA